GGGAAGUGACGUCACAGCGCGAUGGCGGCGGCUCCUUUAGGCAGCUGAAAGGGGAUUUAGGCCCGGAAGAUCCGAGUCCAUCCGCGGCGGGGAGAGGGCAAGCGUUACCGGCAGGGGCCGGAGCAGCGGCGGCGGCGCUCGGACUGUCCCAUCCGCCCCGUAUUGAGGCGCUGGGAGUGGCGGGGCGGCGGGAAAGCGAUGGUGAAAUCGGGGCCGUGAGGGGGGCGGAGCCGGCAGCCGGACCCGCAGUAGCGGCAGCAGCGGCGCCGCCUCCCGGAGUUCAGACCCAGGAAGCGGCCGGGAGGGCAGGAGCGAAUCGGGCCGCUGCCGCCAUGGAGCUGAGAGUCGGGAACAGGUACCGGCUGGGCCGGAAGAUCGGCAGCGGCUCCUUCGGAGACAUCUAUCUCGGUACGGACAUUGCUGCAGGAGAAGAGGUUGCCAUCAAGCUUGAAUGUGUCAAAACCAAACACCCUCAGCUCCACAUUGAGAGCAAAAUCUACAAGAUGAUGCAGGGAGGAGUGGGCAUCCCCACCAUCAGAUGGUGCGGGGCAGAGGGGGACUACAACGUCAUGGUGAUGGAGCUGCUGGGGCCAAGCCUGGAGGACCUCUUCAACUUCUGCUCCAGGAAAUUCAGCCUCAAAACCGUCCUGCUGCUUGCUGACCAAAUGAUCAGUCGCAUCGAAUACAUUCAUUCAAAGAACUUCAUCCACCGGGAUGUGAAGCCAGACAACUUCCUCAUGGGCCUAGGGAAGAAGGGCAACCUGGUGUACAUCAUCGACUUCGGGCUGGCCAAGAAGUACCGGGACGCACGCACCCACCAGCACAUCCCCUAUCGUGAGAACAAGAACCUCACAGGGACGGCGCGGUACGCCUCCAUCAACACGCACCUUGGAAUUGAACAGUCCCGAAGAGAUGACUUGGAGUCUCUGGGCUACGUGCUAAUGUACUUCAACCUGGGCUCUCUCCCCUGGCAGGGGCUGAAGGCCGCCACCAAGAGACAGAAAUAUGAAAGGAUUAGCGAGAAGAAAAUGUCCACCCCCAUCGAAGUGUUGUGUAAAGGCUACCCUUCUGAAUUUGCCACAUACCUGAAUUUCUGCCGUUCCUUGCGUUUUGACGACAAGCCUGACUACUCGUACCUGAGGCAGCUUUUCCGGAAUCUGUUCCAUCGCCAGGGCUUCUCCUAUGACUACGUGUUCGACUGGAACAUGCUCAAAUUUGGUGCCAGCCGGGCCGCCGACGACGCCGAGCGGGAGCGCAGGGACCGAGAGGAGCGGCUGAGACACUCGCGGAACCCGGCUACCCGAGGCCUCCCUUCCACAGCCUCUGGCCGCCUGCGGGGGACGCAGGAAGUGGCUCCCCCCACACCCCUCACCCCUACCUCACACACAGCUAACACCUCCCCCCGGCCCGUCUCUGGCAUGGAGAGAGAGCGGAAAGUGAGUAUGCGGUUGCACCGCGGGGCCCCCGUCAACAUCUCCUCGUCCGACCUCACAGGCCGACAAGAUACCUCUCGCAUGUCCACCUCACAGGUAAGUGCAGAGCUCCUAGGCGGACGCUGGGCCUCAGGCUACCCCGUCCGAGCCAAGAGCAGGUUGUGGUUUCUCCAGGGCUUCUUUCCUUCUUUCCUUUCUUCCCCCCAUUUUUGAGAGUUUUUAAUCUCGCCAGGGUGUGGUGUCUUGGUUGCAGAUGAGGCUUCUCGGGAGGGCCAUCACGGGGCUUGUCUCCUGGUCGCAGGUGACCAGUCUCAGGUGCCCGAGGCCAGCAAGCCGUGGGGGCUUUCUCCUGCUGUUUGAGUGCCCCGCUGCCCACAGCCAUCCCCAGGCAGCUGACACCACUCGCCUGCUUGCGCCCCAUCGUGGGUGCCCCCGGCCUAAGGGAACCUUCCUCAUUCUUCCUUAUUCUUGCCACUGGCCAGGGAUGGAGGCCCGUAGGGACCUCCACGGGCUUCCUGUGAGACCCCCCCCAGUGGCAUGCCCUGCGACGAGGCUUCCCUUCUUUUGACGGACUCGCCUGUCUUCCCUUGGACGAGAAGUACCCUGUUGCGCAGCCCAGGCCUGGCCACGGCCACCGCCUCUUCAGCAUCCUGCAGCGGCCUCUCCUCGCUCUGGCUUCUGUUGUCUUUUGCAUUUGCUAACGUGCUCUUUGAACCAGAACAGCUUUCUCCGUAUGGAUCCAUUGUAUUUCUUCAAAUAGUUUUCAGGGUUGUUUGCCAACAGGGGCAGGGUUAGUGGGGCAGGGCAGUGUUUCACCAGCAGGCAUCCUGGGGCGUGCCCAGAUCCCCCAUGGGUCUUCCGGAUGAGCAGGAACUCAGUUCAGAAACGCCCUGGAGCCUGGCUCUGGGCUUGUGGGGAGGUGUUUGUUGGGGUCACAGGAUGGAGCCAGGCCUGCUGCCGCGACUGGGUGUAGCUGGCUAGCCAGGAACAUGCCAGAGUGGGGAGCACUCUUGACCACUUGCCAUCUUUUAAUGAUUGGGGUUACUGCACGUUUCUAAUUCACUAAUAAUUUCACUAGAAACGGACCUUUCAAAGAGACCAAAGAUGCAAGGAUUUUGGCUUCGUGGUUAUUUUGACUUUGUGGUUAUAUGAAUUGGGCUCGAGGGGUCUGGGCUGUGUCACGAGAGUGGGUCCCUUACGUGCGCACAGCCCUGCUGUCACUUCCAGACCCAGAAAGGGUUUAACUGGCUUCUUUCCACGAGCCUGGCACUUGUGCAUCAGUUACCGUGAGCAGGUCCCAGGAGGGUCUGCCCAUGCCCUCGUGUCUGACACGCGGCUGGCCCUGUAGCCCCUGAACCAUGGUGCGGGAGCCAAGAGUGCUCCCUGUGCUGGGCGCUGACUGGACUUGGACGGCCUCGGCCCCGGCGCUUGGCCAACAAAGACUAGGGAAGGGGCCUGAGUGCUUCUUGUUUGUUUUAAAGAAAGUAAAGUGUCUAGUGGUUUGGGAUCUUUGUGGGCAGUGAAGGUGUCCUGAUCGGGCUGAGCAGCCACAGCCCUGAGUCCAGCUGCCUCUUCUUGGUACACGGCCCGGGCGGCACCUGGGUGUGGCCGUUGUAGCCACCAGCCCCCAAGGUGGCCGUGAGUAGUGUUUCCUUCCAUGGUGAGCUGUGGCAGGAACCCACAGCUGGCUCUUAGGCCCUCGUUUUCCAUAUGAGGAAAUACCAUAUGGGCUCUAACAGCAGGGAGGAGUCUCCAGAGAGAGCUGGUUUGGGGGUGUGUUCUCUCCAAAAGAAGCCUCUUGGCCUCUGCUCCUGGACACCCUGGGGGGCCUUCCUGAGAGGCAUGUUGAGGGCUCCCCACCUCCAGGGCGGGCCCCCUCCUUCAUCACCAUCUCACUGGAAGGCUUUGGCUAUGUCCCCUUCCUGCCAGACUCUGCCAGCACCAGCACACGUGGUGGCUGUGACCGGCAGCCCCCGUUUUGAAUCCCAAGGGGGAAUACAGGAGGCUCAAUUGCUCUGAGCGCCUCACCUGUUCGCUCAGGUGAGCUGGAGAGACAGUCACCGUGGGCAGUGACUCAUCCCCGGCCAGUCUUCCUCCUCAGGCCAUCGCUCUUCCCUAUUCUUUCUGCUCCUCUCAGGAGACCUUGCGCCCCGUGGAGAUGGGAGGAGGCAGCAGGAAGGUCUCUCAGGGCUUGCUGGCCAUGGCUGGGUGUGGAUGGGUGGAGGACCCCGUGGCAGCCUGUCUGUGGGUCACACAGGCCCACACAGUUGUAGGACCCUGCCCCGGCCUGGACUCUGCCUGGGUCUGUUCCCUUUUCACCCCCUCUUCUCGGCUGUUGGUGUUCGGCCAGGGCUCUUUGGCCACAGUAGCCUGGGCCCUAAAGGCCAUCUAGUUGCUGAGUCUGUGUGGGGUUUUUACUUUGUGAGAAGAAGGCUUCGUCAUUCCAACAGUCCAUGACUCGCUUUGAUCAACCCCUGCCCAGGACUAGGCCUGAGCCCUGUCGUCAUACCGGCAAGGAUGUGCGUCUCCCCUGCCUGCAGGCUGUGCCCUGGGACCCAGUUGUGGGGCUGCCCAGCACCUGCCAUCCUGCUGGGAGUCAGGUUUUCUUAGUGCUUGAGAAGACUCAGGAGGGCCUGUCCCGUGCCCUUGUUGGCCUUAAGAGCAAGUGAUACCAGAAGAGGAGUGGGCGCCACUCUCACCCAGAGGCUCGUCCUGAGAGGCAAGUGAGGCUAUGCUCCGUGCCUGGGCUCCCCCAGGCGGCACCUGUCGGUCUGUGGACCUGGCUGAGGCAAGGACACCCAUCUGGACAUGGAGCCGACACAGGUAGUCAGGGGGCCGGCGGGACGCUUACCAACAGCUGUCUUUUCCCCACCUCAGAAUAGCAUUCCUUUCGAACACCACGGCAAGUAGCUGCUCGUCUCCCAUCGGAAGGCAGCACUGGGUGAGUGUGUGCGUGGCGGGCGCCAGGCAGCAGCGCCAGGUGGGUGGGAGCCACCAUGCCCCGCCCAUGGGAGCUUGCAGGUGGGCUGGGCUUGCAUGCCAGGUGCUGGAGGUAGAGUGAGGCUUCUUCUGCUCUGUUCUUGUGGGGUGCAGAGUGGCGGCAGUCCGCUGCCCAGUCUUGGGGGGAGGCUGUCCACAGAGAGCUUUGGAACAGAGUGACCCCAGGAGACCAUCCUGUUGGCCUGUGGCCUCCCCGUGACUGCGUUCCGUGUGCUGUUGCUCCCCUCCUGUCCUGGGUGCCCACCCGUGAGGCAGGAGCGGCAAGGCGGGUGCCCCGAGCACUUGAGUUGCCUUAUCUGGGGUCGGCCGUGCCUGGAGGGGCGUCUGUGUCCUGCUCAGCUGAGUGGCUCCACGCUUGGUGUUGGGGGCUCCUAAGCUCUUGCUGCGCCACACUCCUGGCGGUCUCUGCCAUGCCGGCUUUUCUAGUCGCCUCUCUCUUCCUGUCUCAUUUAUCUCUGUCCUUGUUUUGUGUUUCUUUUCACACUUGGUCUCUGCCCAGCCGUCUUGUCCACACAGCUUCGUCUGUAUUAACUCCUCCAGCUGCAGCCCACUCACUCCCUGCCGUCGGUGCAUGGCCGGCGUCCACGCUGUGCUCCCUCCUCGGCGGCCACGUGCGCUCGGCAGCUCCAUCCAGCAGGGGCUUGCGCUUCUGUUGGGUCUGUGCGCUGGGAGACCCGCUGCAGUUUUCACACUGUGCACACUCUGGAAAUGUGUUGACAGGAACUGCUUUUCACGUCUUCCCCGAGAGGGGUACCCAUUUUCAAACACCAGGUUCCUUUCCAGGAAGGGAGGCAGGAGCACCUGUCUCCGCUCCACUUGGAUCCUCCGACCCUGCUGAGCCCGGCUCCGCGGGCACCUUGCUUGCAUGCCUCUUCCUCCUUGCCGUCUUCCUGUCACUCGUUCUGCUGAGCACGUGUCCCGGCCACAGAGGCCCCUGUGCGUGGCGAGGGACGCAGGCGUCUAGACUGGGGCUAGGCGGUGGCGGUGCGUCCCCUCCCUGCCCAGCACCGUCACUGUGGUAUCUGCCUGGCUGGCUCCCCCAGCCCCAUGCUGACCUUCUCCUGUGGUUUGGCUCUGACAGAUUCCUGGUCGGGUGGCUUCCAGUGGUCUUCAGUCUGUCGUGCACCGAUGAGAACUCUCCUUAUUGCCGUGAAGGGCAGACAAUGCAUGGCUGAUCUACUCUGUUACCAAUGGCUUUACUAGUGACGCGUCCCCCGGUCUAGGAUCUGAAUGUUAACACCGGGAGCUCUCCAGGCCACUCACCCAGCGACGCUCAUGGGGGAAACAUACUAAACGGACAGACUCCAAGAGCUGCCACCGCUGGGGCUGCACUGCGGCCCCCCACGUGAACUCGGUUGUAACGGGGCUGGGAAGAAAAGCAGGGAGAGAGUUGCAGGAAUCAGACUCCCUUUCCAGGGCCUCAGCUCCCUCCAGUGGUGGCCGCCCUGUACUCCCUGACGAUUCCACUGUAACUACCAAUCUUCUACUUGGUUAAGACAGUUUUGUAUCAUUUUGCUAAAAAUUAUUGGCUUAAAUCUGUGUAAAGAAAAUUUGUCUUUUUAUUGUUUCUUGUCUGUUUUUGCGGUCUUACAAAAAAAUGUUGACUCUAAGGAAUUCUGAGACAGAUGCUGGCUUGGAGUUUGUGUACAAGGUGGAGUCAGGCAGGGAGAGGGUGCAGGCGGAUCUCAAGGUUGUGUGCUGUGUUUGUUUUGCAGUGUUUUAUUGUCCACUUUGGAGAGGAGAUUUCUCAUCAGAAGUCUGUGGUGUGUGUGCGUGCCCGUGUGUGGUGGGACCUCUUCAACCUGAUUUUGGCGUCUCACCCUCCCUCCCCCUGUAACUGACAUGCCUGCUGUCAGGAACUCUUGAGGCCCUCGGAGAGCAGUUAGGGACCGCAGGCUGCCGCGGGGCAGGGGUGCAGUGGGUGUUACCAGGCAGAGCACUGCGUGCUUCUUCCCCAGGAGGUGGGCAGGCAGCUGAGAACUUGGAAGCAGAGGCUUUGAGAUCCUAGCAGGACAAUUGGGAGUCCCAGGAUUCAAGGUGGAAGAUGCGUUUCUGGACCCUUGGGAGAGGAUUGUGAACCGAGAGGUGGUUACUAUAGUGUUUGUUGCCUUGCUGCCUUUGCACUCGGUCCAUUUUCUCAACACUCAGUACUCCUGUGCGGAUUGGCACUUGGUCUGUGUGAAUGCUGUGCUUAAAACCAGGAGCGGGGCUGUCCUUGCCAGGUGCCAAGACUAGCUCAGAAAAGCCGGCAGGCCAGAAGGACCCACGCUGAGGUGCCAAGGAGCAGGUGACUCUCCCCCCAGAACCUUCACGGCCAGGAAGUAGAGUCUGCGCUCUGUGACUUUGUUGGGUGCAUGUCUGUUGGUCAGAAGUGAAGCAGCGUGCGUUGGGCCGAGUCCCACCGGAAGGCAGGUGGCCUCCGUGAGCUGGUGCUGCCCGAGACUCCAUGCUGCUGUGCCCUGAGGUUCCCAAGAUGCCUUCUCGCCUCUCACUCCGCAGCACUUGGGCGGCAGCCAGUGGCCACGUGCUCCCAACCCCGAUGCGCAGUGCAGUCUGUGUUCGUGGGCACUUCGGCUGGACCCCAUCACGAUGGGCGAUGUUCCCUUUGGACUCUAGGGCCCCGAAGGUGUGCACCCUGGUUCUUCCUUCUCCCCAGAGUUCCCGAGACGCCAUAGCUGGCUGGCGUCCCAGAACACAGUUGUUCACCCCGCAGCUGGCUGACCGUCUGCCCGAGCCUGUUGAUGCUUUCUGAAUCUAGGCUGGUUACUGUGUAAGCAUUUUGGAGUACGGGGCCUUGAGCAGGUGGGAGCUGUGUGUUGAAGUACAGAGGGAGGUCGGGGUGGGUCAGAGCCGAGUUAAGAGAUUUUCUUUGUUGCUGGACCCUUUCUUGAAGGCAGACGUCCCCCGCCCGGAGAGACAUUGAGGCUGUGGCCUGAAGUGACGCAAGCUUGCUUUGUAAAUACCCGUGGUCCCGAUGUAGUGCCCAGAACGUUUGUGCGAGGCAGCUCUGCACCCGGGUUCCAGCCCGAGCCUUGCCCGGUUGCAUCUUUGGAGUGUGCUUGUGACAGUCCUUGCCCAGUAUCUAGUCCCCGUCGCCCCGUGCAGGAAACGUAGGUAGGACGUCGUGUCAGCUGUGCACUGGCGGCCAGUCUCUGAGCUGUGCGUUUGUAUCGCCACUGUAUUUGUGUACUUUAACAAUUGUGUAAAUAAUAAAUUCACAAUGACUUCUACCUUU
Messenger RNA from Symphalangus syndactylus (siamang), 7668 nucleotides. RefSeq names its product casein kinase 1 delta (gene CSNK1D). Gene Ontology annotation, biological process: protein phosphorylation. NCBI's taxonomy places the organism in Eukaryota, Metazoa, Chordata, Mammalia, Primates, Hylobatidae. Gene Ontology annotation, molecular function: ATP binding; protein kinase activity. The record is from RefSeq and is a predicted model, not a curated record.